GCGGCGGCGGCGGCGGCAGCGGCGGCAGCAGCCCCCUGACUGCAGUCGGCGCUUGCAGCCCCACUGGGCCCCAGAGCUUUGCCUCGCCUCGCCUCGCUUUCCCUCGGAAGCCUGAGAGGUAAGGCACUUGAGUCUCAGAGGAGGGGAAGUGACUUGCCCAAAGUCACACAACCAGUAGGUGGAAAGAAGCAGCCCAGGACUUGUGACUGCCAAGUGAAGAAUUCUUGUUACUGUGGCCUUCGAGGACCUUACCUGCAGCCCAGGGCUCUGGCCUGUCAUCUUUCUCUCUUUCCAGUGGGGAAGGCACUGAAGUGUUUGGGACCAAGUCUGACCCUGUUUCCUAACCUGUUGAGAUCUCUCAGCAUCCUGACUGUGUCAUUUACCAGAAUCUUAGCAUCUCUGGAGUUGGCAGAGACGCCAGCAGCGAACAUCUAACCUGAUUCGUACCAAAUUCAAACCAUCGUGGAGGAAGGAGCUGAGGCCUGGUGCUGACUUGCCUAAACUAUAACGGCCUUUGCCUUCCUCAACCUGCUCUACUUGUCUGUGGCCUUUCGGCACUCUCCUUGACCUACCUAAAGACCAAUUCAAGAAGAGAGGAAGAGACAACAGAGCAGACAGAGCACACAGAACCACCCCAGCUCCGGGAAGGUGGGAUCAUUGGGGAAGAGUUGGACAGAAGCAGCAGGGUAUGGAUUGAAACAAUAAAAGGUUAAAUUGAUGGAUGACCAACAAGAUAAGGAAUCUGCCUCAGAGGACGGAAGAACCAGGCUGAUUAAUGGGAUGAAAGAAAAUGGCUCAAAUGACCAGGAUCUGAUGGUGAAGUUGGCAGCGACGACAUUGCAGACCCUGACCCUGACACCCAAAGAGACUCUGGUAUCUACCCGGGGCCUUCUGCCUCUAACUUCGAAGAAGCCCUGCUUCCCAAGUCCUCCGUCUCCCUUGAGGCUGACCGAUGCACCUGAACAUUCUUCUAAUGACUCUUCUGUGCAUGCUAUUGCCCUGACAUCUGGUAUAACCAAGGGCCCCAACACAUGGUCACUACCGGGGGACUGUGAGAAAGCUCCACUCACAAUCAUGGAACCUGGAGGCAUGUCGGCCCUUACUAGCGACUGUCUUAUGCAGCCAAGUCGGACUUGCCUAGGCUGCUUCAUUGAGUCCAAGGAUGGAAUUGAUGCAGAACCAGGUAUUAGUUUGAAACCAGGUGAUAUAAAUAGGGAUUAUGACACCUGUUCCGUCUCUGAUAUAGGUAUUCAUUGUAUGAACACAGGAGAAACCAUGAGAUAUGGGGAUGAGCUGCUUUCUGACCAGCUCCUAAGCUUCCCUCUGCAUAAAUCUAGGGCAGGAGACAAAAGAGACACAGAGAAAUCUGACAGUGAUUCAGAGGACCCCACCCAGAAAAAUUAUUAUGAGGGAUUGCUAUUGGAUAAAUGCAAUGGUGAGGAAACUCUGCUUUCCAAUACUAAUCAGGAAUGGGGCUACUUUGAAUCUUUCAUUAGUGAGAGCAAGAUCGAGCUCCUUGACCUCUGCUCCAAAAAUGAGUUGUCAGUCAACCUAUUUUCAGAGGAGGAUGUAGACAAUUACAUGUUUGAUGAUGACGACUCAACCCUGGGCAGUGAUGUCUGCUCCCUGAAGAUCCGAUAUGAAUCCUUCCAGGACAAUGUGCGAGACAAGACCAACGUCCUGCAGGAUGAUGCCCAGUUCAACUUCUUCCCCAGUGUUUUCACUAGCUGCUCCAAGCGGGAGACAAAGGGUGGUGGCCUGAAGCGGAGCGGAGAUUCCUCCCAGUUCAAAGUCCCUGCAGAGAGCAUCAUUUGGGGAGAGGAGGAUGAGGAGGGAGAAGAAAAGAAAAAGAGAGACCAGGAAGCUGAAGUCCGGGAGAACAAGGGGGUAGAAGAAGAAGAAAAAGAGUUGGGAGGAGUAUCCACCUUAAGUAAACCAUGCAAAGGGACUGAUGUGAUCAAGUACGUGAAUUCCAAGCGGAACCCCUUUCUUGAAUCUGCCAAUUCUGCAGAAGACUCUGGGGAGUUCAGCGACGACAGCUCCUGCACCGAGUCCUCCUAUGAUGCCUUGAAGGAGAUUAAGGAUUGUAGCCGCUAUCUUACCCGGGAUCCUCAUUGUGGCUCCUCUUCUUCCUCCACCACCAUCCAGCAGAACUAUGGACUGAGGGCUAAAAGGAAAGUGCGGUACAGUGAAGACUACCUAUAUGAUGUUGAUUCCAUAGAGAGUGAGAGGACGUGUGAGAAGAAGGAGUGGCAGCCAGAUGGGCAGAAAGAGGAGGAUGAUGAUGAGUGGUGCCCCAAGAAGAGGCGGAAAGUACCCCGCAAGGAGCCUCCAGUCAUUAUCAAGUAUAUUAUCAUCAAUCGGUUCAAGGGUGAGAAGCACAUGCUGGUGAAGCUGAGCAAGGUGGAUGCCAGUGAGAUGACAGUAACAUUGAGUGAAGACUUGCUCAACAAGUAUGCCAGGCUGGCCCCAUUGAAGGGCUUCUGGCAAGAGAAGCAGCAGAAUCGCCUCCAUUCCCUUAGAUCCACCCUCUGCCACAAGCAAAGCUUCCACCUGAAUGGCCUUGAGGCCCCAUUCCCAACUCCUCCUCGGAAAAGAAAGUGCAAGCUGGCCAACCGACACAGGAUCCAGAGAAUCCAAGCCAUUGAACAAUCAACAAACAAACAGGGCUCCUUCUCCUGUGAUCAGAAGCAAGCCAGUGGCAAUAAAGAAGAUGCAGGCCCAAAAGGAGCACCUCAUACAGGGGCCAGAGCUACCUCCAGCUGUGCCAAUGAACUGCAUUUAAAUGACAGAGCUGGUCCUGACUCAGUGAAGAGCCGAUCACAAGACCGAGAGUUCCGGAAAGGGCCAGAGAGGAAAGUGCUCCACAGAAUCAAAUUUAAAAGUGAAGCCAGGUUAAAAUGUAAGAAGAAUAAAGCUGCACAAGAAAGCAGUAAGGCAUCCACUCAUCCAGCCCCAGAAGGCCAAGAAGCAGGCUCCAGUCAGAAGAAUGAGAACAUCCGUAGAGCCUCAGAUAGCUCCCAUCGAUCUGAUUGUCGGGAAGAUAACACUACUAAAAAUUCUCUCUUCUUACCAGCCACCUGCUCGCCUGACACGCCUCUGCCAUCUGCUAAUAUUGCCACCAAUGUACCCGUUAUCCCUGGAGGGUAUCUGCAAACAUUGUUAGAUGCAUCAGAUUUAUCAAAUGCUACUGCCAUCUCCUACUUCACCCACCAUCCCUCAGGACAGCACUCUGCUGCCCUUGCCCAACCAGAAAAAACAUUCACAUCUCUCCAAACUGGCCAAAGCUGUGUGCUCUCCCCACCUUCUGAGUCUGAGCUGCAACACUCACCUCAUCCCCUCAAAAUGGAUUCAAGUCCCUUUGGAAGUGUGUGGCCCAGAAAGGCUAUGCCUGGCCCUCAAGAUUUUGUGGCUAAUGCCCCAGGAGAGGCAUCUAGGGCCCUCUCAGGCAAGUUUGGCGGCUCUGAAACAAUUCCAGUAGGAGAUAACCUCUCAGCCUCUAUGUAUAGCCCAAUGGGGAGCAGCAAGCACCCAUACACCACUAAAUAUAUGCAGGACAACCAGCUUCCAUCUGAUGAUGCCUAUCAUCCAUGCCAUUUCAAUAAUGCAGAGGGCUGCUUUCCUUUCCAGAGGGGCACGCUCAACACAGACAAUGGCCGGCUCAUUAGCUUUGAUUCUGUGGGCUCGCUGUCAGUCAGCUCAAGCAAUUACAGCUCCUUGAGCUUGAAGUCUUGUGAAAAGGAGGGUGACGAGGACAUCAAUGAUGACUUCUUAGCUCACUGCAGCCCCAAGCUGGUGAUCCAGCAGAGCAUUGAUGAGAUCACCCCCCUCAAGGAGUCUACUGACCUCCUGGACAUCUCUAACUUCACACCAGACAAGUUCCGCCACUCAUCUCUCUCAGAGAUGUCCCCACCGGACACCCCUAGCCUUUCUCCACAAAUCGCAGGCUCAGAGAAUGGCAAGACACUAGGGGUGCUUAAGGUGUUCCCAGAGGGCACCCCAGGCCCUUUGGGCAGUGGAGAGAAGGUCAAGUGGGACUGUGGCAGCCUUCCACACCAAGAUGAGACAGGUGAUGGAUUUACUUUAUGUAACCAUCAGUUUCAGUUCCAUAUGUUCAAUGAUGAGGACUCUGUCGGCCUACUCCAAAAAAACCCUUGCCUGUCAACAUUUAAUGAGCCAUCUGGUCAAAUUAGCACCAGUAGCAAAGUGUCAAAAUCGAAAAAGAAAAGUUCACCCAGCAAGAGUGGGGCUACAAACCAAAGCUCUUCCCCAAAAGGCACCAGAAAAAAGGCUUCUAAAGCCAACAAUAAAGGAAUUGAAAAGUCACCCUGCAAAGCCUCCCGCCAGACUCCCAAGUCAACGAGGAAAGGAAAGUAUGCAGCAGCUGUGGCUAAUGGUGAGAAAACUCAAGUUGGGAUCAUCCGAGGAGGUGGUCAACUCAACAAUGCUGCCACAGGAAAGCUGUUGGCAGGAUAUGGACACCAUGGUAGCCCCACAGUCCCUGUGAAGAUGACAGGCCACAGGGAGUUCUCUGGGGAGUGGACAAUGGGGAAGGACAGCAGCACAGGCUGGACUGAUGUAGGCAUGGGAAAUGCCAACAGCCUCCUGGAUGAUGACCAGAGAGAAUUCGAAGAACCUUCAAACAUUUUGUCCAACAUUGCUUCGGGCAUGGCUGAUGUGCAAAGAUUCAUGAUGGCCUCCAUGGAGCCCCUUUGGAGUCCAGUGGGCCAUCAUGGGGUUCCAAACAUAUACCGCUCCCCUGAGUCCAACAGCCUGAAAUUAAAAACCCUAAAAAUCUUGGCUGGUACACCACAAGAGUCCAAGAAAAAAGCCAACAGCAGCUCACCAGGAGCCAGUAAGAACCACAGGUCACCCAAGGGUUCGAGCAGAAGCAUUGGGAAAGUAGUUGUAGGUGAUCCUGGCAGGGCAAACACAGCGGGGUACAACUCAGACAUUCACUCCCCCUUCUUGGAUAAAAACUAUAGUAACCUGAGCACUUUAGGAAAUAACGGACCAACACACAAAAAGUUAUACCGUCAUAAAUCCAGCUCAAAAACCCUGAGAGAUGAGAAUUGUAAGGGAAAACGUCAGGAUCGGGAAGCAGCCCCCAAAGACUCAGCUGGGACAUCUACUUUUGAAAAACUGAGGGAAUUCAGACUAUCGUCUUCUUAAAGCAGAAACAGCAUUUUGAAGAUUUCCCUGUAUUAGAAGACAAGACUUAAUUCUUCUCUAAAAAGACAUUUGAUGUUUGUUUUUUGUUUCUUUCAAAAUCUGCCUUGUGGUAUGUUGACAUGUAAGUGCUGAAAUUGAGUUUAACCUUGUGGGAAUACUUCUUUAGUGCAAGCCCUAACCUGGGAUUCUCUUUGAAAAACUUUUAAUGAGUCACAGUUGUACAGUAGUUGAUGUAGUAUGGCCCAAAAGGAAAAAAAAAAACAGCAACAACAACAAAAACAGAAAACUAUUGUGCCAAACUUAUGAACAAGUGACUGGACUGGAAACAUUUUUCCUUCUUUCUCAGCAUUGGGUUAUGAGUGUUUGGGGAAUUUAUCCCCUUUGUUUAACAAGAAACAUUCCAGUGGUCUGCUAUUAACCAACCCUACUUCCUUGGGUAACAGCUCUAGCUCUAGGGGAAAACUGGGUUGUUCAUUUACACCAAUUUACCAAAACUUAUGGACAAGGUUAAUAAUGUGCCAAAUUGACUGACCUCAUUUUCACAGAUAUACCCCCACAGUUUACAGCUCAAAAGGAUUCUCUCUUAUACACACACACACACACACACACACACACACACACACACACACGCACACACACACAUGCACACACGCAUACACACAUAUGCAUGCGUACAUACACACAUUUACACACUAAACUGCUAAACAAACACUACAGUCCUGUGUAGAAACAGGACCAGAUCGACAAGGCGAUGAGAUCUUUUUGUUCACUCUCUCCUUGCCGAAGAGUUGAGUUAUAUUAGAAGAAUAUAGAAAACACACCAGGUAAGUCCAGUAUAGGAACUUGAGUGUACACAUUUAAAGAACAUUUUUCAAGGAAAUGAAACAGCUGCUUUGAAAGUUUCUGUUUUCUAAAAGCAAACUCUGUAGCUGAAGAUUAUUUAAAGUGCAAAGUUAUAUUGCUGAUCCUUUGUAUCUCCGUUUUAUAUCUUUUCUAAGAACCUGGGGAAAAUUCUAAAUAUCGGCAUCAAAUCCAUGCUGAUGAUGAACCAAGUGCGUUGAUUGUUGCUUAAAACAUUUCAUCCUGCUUUGUGUCUUCUCUGGCUUCUAUGUUCUUGGAGUAUUUAAUUUCAUACUGCUAAUGUCAUGUGACCUGUGUUUUGGAUUUUAUUGAGUAUUUUAGUUUGAUCAUUUCUUUCCCUUUGGGUUUAUGUCAUAGAACACAGAACAGUCUUGGGGGGAUGAGCCAAUUAGGGCUGAGCAACCUUAAUUGGGGGAUAAGCAUCAAGUGCUUCCCACUCAACCCAGUCCCAAAAGAAACAAAGUCUUUUUGCUUAGUGCCACAGUUCACACAUCCACUAUCAAGCCCUUUUGCCCCUCCAAUUAAUCCAUUUCCCUAAUUUAAAAUUGAUCAUCUCUUUUACUUGCAGUGGAGAGCCUCCAUGUCUGAUCCAUUAUGAUCCAAAAUGAGAUUAAGGGAGUAAAAGAAUAUGAAAACUAUUGAGCACUAUACAGGGAUUGUUAUUAUUCUUAUCGUCGUAAGUAUUUAUCCUACUGACCUAGGAGCAAGAGGGCUGGGGUGGUGAGGAAGAGGUCAAGUGGGUGGGAGAGAAAGCUUAGGAGGCAAAAUAGGGACAGCAUACAUUUUGAAAGGAAGAGUGUGAUAGAUUAGGGGGCAAGAAAAGAACAAUGCAUAUUUUGAAAGGAAGAAUAUGAGCAAGGUUAUCUAUAGCUAGGGACUAGUUAGUUAUUGCCUUUCUAACAUGAUCACACAAAACUUUGGAAAGGCGCUAGAAAAGAUAGGGAAGGAGACUCAUUCAGAAGCACUGGAUGUUAGAAAUGGAAGGGAUCUUAGAGAUUGCAAAUCCAACUCCUUCAUUUUACAGAUGACGAAACUGAGGCCCAGAGAGAAGUGACCUGAGGUUAUACUAUGCAUAACUGGCAGGGCCAAGACUCAACCCCAAGCUUCCUGACUCCUGGUCUGGGUUUAUGAUUCAUUUCAACAGCCUGCUUUGUUGACAGCUCUACAGCCAGGAAACACACAGGUAGCAAAAUGAAUAAAGCCAGCUGUGCCCUCAACGUCAAACUUGACUUUCCCUGGACAAGUGGGCAAGGAGCUAUUUGAAAGGCCAAUGAUGGAAUAUAUGCUUUGGCAGUCAACAAACAUUGACUCUGCUGUGUAACUUGGUAACAAUGGAAUCUUGACACCAAGUAAGCGAAGCAGGUCCCUUGCUCCACAACUGCUGUCUGAAAGGGGAAAAACCCAAACUGUAAUGCACUCAUUCCACCACUCUCUUAGGCACAGUGUGUGCUGACUGUGCUGAAUGCAUGCCGGCUGGUUCCUAGAGCUGACCAAUUCAAGUUGGUUUAGCAAACUUUUCUUAAUUACCUGUUGUGUUCCAAACAUCGCAUCUCCCCCAGAGAAGAGCACAAAGUUUCACUAAGAUAUGGUCUCUUCCGUCACGGAGCUCGCAAUCUGGGAGGCAGAUAACUAUGAUGCACAAUAUUAUGGACGUUAAGAAUAACCAAGGGGCUGUAUGAGCUUUGAUAGAGGAAUCAUGACCUAUGGAAGUUAACAAGGAGGCUUAUUGGAUGAGAUUGUAUUUGAACUGAGCUUCAAAGGAUAGGUAGGAAGUAAUCAGGUAGAGAGAGGUAGGGAGGGCACUGCAAGCCAAAAAGCAUGAAUGGAGUCAGGGAGGCCAGAGAGCUCCAGAUGUGAUGGGAGCCUGGGAGGGGGGGGGGAGGAGAGGGUUCGACACGAUUCUGAGUCUGAAUCCAAAGAGACAGAAAAGAUUAAAUGAAAAGAAAAGUCAAUGGUUUGGGGGGAUUCUCAGAGAGUUGUUGUCAGUUCUACCUUGAAGUGGGGAGGAUGAAGGUAGGGGUUGGGGGUAGCAAGAAAUCAAUAAAUGAUGAGAACGUUUCCAUGUCUCAACUUGAUGUUAGCAACUCCUAUGGAAAGAGGUAUUUUGAUGGUAUCUCCUGGGAACCAAUGACAGACUUGGUCUAGAGAAGAACACCUCUUUCUUUCCCCAAACCACUGACAUUUGGAAGUGGAAGUGCCUUUUAUUGGCCUUCAAACCAUUGUGUGUGCAAAGGUAUUACUGUGACUGAGACUCCUAAGGAAAGACACUGUAUUCCAUACAAAAUGAAGAGCUGCACAUGGGGAGAAAACUGCAGUAGGAUCUGGAAUACUAGACUGUAGAGCUGGAAGGGACCUUAGAGAUAACGUAAUAAUACAAGCCCUUUAUUGCAUAGCUAGCGAGGUGGCAUAGUGGAUAGAGUGCUGGACUUGAAGUCAGGGAAGACUUGAGUUCAAAUCCUGCUUCAGACACUUCCUAGCUGUGUGACCCUGGGCAAGUCACUUACCCUCUCUCAGCCUCGGUUAAC
Dromiciops gliroides (monito del monte) is the source of this 8558-nucleotide messenger RNA. It is a transcript of the gene NEXMIF, whose product is annotated as neurite extension and migration factor. Gene Ontology annotation, biological process: negative regulation of neuron migration; negative regulation of cell-cell adhesion mediated by cadherin; negative regulation of cell adhesion mediated by integrin. The record is from RefSeq and is a predicted model, not a curated record. The transcript has 9 exons. Lineage: Eukaryota; Metazoa; Chordata; Mammalia; Microbiotheria; Microbiotheriidae. Gene Ontology annotation, cellular component: nucleus. The coding region runs from base 718 to 5172 and encodes 1484 amino acids.